UUCUCCUGGCUUAAUUUAAAAUGUUAAAGAGAUAUCAUGGUAUUAUCAUUGUUCUUCUUUAUUUAUUGCACCUGUCCCAGUGCCAUAACAAGUACUCAAAGGAGGCGAACACAAAAGAGGAGGACUUGCCUCCCCCGUCCUUAAAAACGCUACAAAAGCCUUUUCGUAUGGCAAAAAUAAAUAUAUUAUGGGCUAAAGCGCAAUUGCGACUCUCUGACCCAAAGUUGAAAUCGUUAUUUGGCGAACUAAAGCUUCACGAUAAGGAGGAAAUAACGUGGAAAAAGUUAAAAACAGAAGGCAAAGAUAAGGAGGGACUAAAGGAAGCCGAGCUCCGAAAGAAGUUACUGCACAUAAUGGAAAUGUAUGGAUUAUUAGAGCAUUUUCAAGAUGUAAUGGGCUCUGGUAAACCUGUGCAAGACAAGAUUUUUAAUGAUGCAGAUGAUCAUAUAAAUAAAAGCUUGUUCAAAGACAAGAAACUGAACAAGCUAUGGUCGAAGGCCGAGAGUGCCGGCUUUACAUAUCAAGAAUUACAAGCACUGCGAGAAGAGUUUAAUCACCACCAAGACAAAAUUGACGAAUAUUAUUCCAUCUUGCAUGAUGUUAAGGAGAACACCGAUGACGGCGAUGAGAAUUCAGUUGACGAGAAAUUAGAGCGUUUUAACUCCAUCAAUCGUGAAGAAAUACCCGAAAAGGAUUAUAUCGAUAAAGCAAAUCUAUUAAGAGAGAAGCACACAGACCUACGCGAUGGUUUCGAUCGCUUACACCGUAUGGCGUCAAAAGGUCCAAACAGUAAAGAGUUUGUGGAGCCGAAAGUUGAAGGAUUGUGGAAGAUCGCGUUAGACACAAACUUUAGCCCUGAAGAAUUGGAAUCUCUACGAAUCGAAUUGCUACAUUACGAAAAUCGACUUCUAAAGCUACGACAUUUACAAGCCGAAGCAGCUCUAAAUGAAGACAGAAGAAAGGAAAAGGAGAAGUUAUCAGGAGGAAAAAGUGACGGGAUCUUAAUGCUUGAAGAUAGUAUCAAAAAGCAAGCGAGGAAAGUGGAAAAAAUACACAUAGAUAUUGAGUCACGUAUUAUGCAGAAACACAUCGAGCUUUAGUUAAAAAGUAUAUUAUAAGUGUAUAUAUAAAUCUUAUUCUACAUUUUUUGAUUAAAUCUAAGAAUCACUUUCAGUUA
Messenger RNA from Photinus pyralis (common eastern firefly), 1177 nucleotides. Its product is annotated as alpha-2-macroglobulin receptor-associated protein. The transcript is spliced from 3 exons. The record is from RefSeq and is a predicted model, not a curated record. Gene Ontology annotation, biological process: regulation of receptor-mediated endocytosis. Gene Ontology annotation, cellular component: endoplasmic reticulum; endomembrane system. Gene Ontology annotation, molecular function: receptor antagonist activity; heparin binding; low-density lipoprotein particle receptor binding. Lineage: Eukaryota; Metazoa; Arthropoda; Insecta; Coleoptera; Lampyridae. The coding region runs from base 21 to 1100 and encodes 359 amino acids.